Molecule: messenger RNA, 1110 nt
Organism: Nestor notabilis (Kea)
Lineage: Eukaryota; Metazoa; Chordata; Aves; Psittaciformes; Psittacidae
Product: trace amine-associated receptor 5-like
Biological process (GO): G protein-coupled receptor signaling pathway
Cellular component (GO): membrane
Molecular function (GO): trace-amine receptor activity
Source: RefSeq, a predicted model, not a curated record
GUUGGUCACUUGGCACCUCUGCUGGGAGGUGAAUCAUCUUCCAGGUUUGUGGCAGAGCCGGGGGAGGCAAUGGGACAUGGGCAGGCUGGCAUGAACUCAGCCAAGCGUCCCAGUGCUAAGGAGGAGAUGUCCAUCACCUUGUGCUACGAGGUGAAUGGCUCCUGCUACAGGACCUUAUACCCCUUUGGGGUCCAGCUGGCCAUUUGUCUGGCCUGUGCCUUGGGCACACUGAUCAUGGGGUUGGGGAACCUCCUUGUUGUCAUCAUCAUUUCCCAUUUCAAAGCUCUGCACACCCCCACCAACCUCCUGAUCCUCUCUCUUGCCCUUGCUGACCUCCUCCUGGGUCUGACCAUGUUGCCCUUCAGCACCAUCAAGUCUAUAGAGUGCUGCUGGUAUUUCGGAGAUGACUUCCGUAGGCUGCACACCUUUCUGGACACAGUCUUUUGCUUGACCUUUGUAUUUCAUCUGUAUUUCAUUUCCGUUGAUCGGUACCGUGCUAUCUGUGAACCUUUGCUCUAGCCCACCAAGUUCACCAUCAAAGUGGCCUUCAUUUACAUGGCAGUGCCUAUGACUUACACCUCUAACCUCCUCUACACUAAAUCGAUUGUAGAAGGACCGGGACAUUUCUUGAAAGACGUGCCCUGUGUCGGUAGCUGUCAGCUGCUGUUCAACAAGCUCUGGGGGUGGUUGAACUUCCCAGUAUUCUUCUUCCCUUGCCUAGUAAUGAUAGUUUUGUAUGUAAAAAUAUUUACUGUGGCUAACAAGCAAGCCAGGCUCAUAAACGACAUGAGUAAGAGUAUUGGAUCUCAGGUACACGUAGGAGCAUCUAAGAGCAAAAGAAAGGCAGCAAAGACUCUUAUGGUAGGUGUAGGAAUCUACCUCUUGUGUUGGUUUCCCUUUACUAUUGACACUAUGGUAGACAGUCUUCUGGAUUUCAUUACCCCCCCAGUUCUGUUUGACAUCCUAAUCUGGUUUGCUUACUUCAGUUCUGCCUGCAAUCCCUUGAUCUAUGUAUUUUCCUACCGCUGGUUCAGAAAAGCUGUGAAACUAGUCUUAACUUAUGGGAUCUUUUGUUCCAGAAUGUCUACAGUAGACUUGUACCAGGAAUGA